AUGGCAGUAACAUAUAUUGAUAUUAAGGAUGACAAUGGUGGUGAUAUAAUAAAUCAUGAAUGUGAACCAAAAGUAACACCAUGGACUACGUGUACAGCACAGUGUGGAAUGGGUUUAUCACAUAGAGAAUCUAAUUUGAAUGCACUAUGUGAACAAAUAACAGAGACACGUAUUUGCCAAGAACGCAGAUGUGAAGAUACAAACAACAUAACAGAGUUAACAUCAAAUUCAUUAAAACAUCAUUUAAGGAAAGGACAUGAAUGUAAAGCCACCAAUCGUCACUAUACACCCAUACAUUUUCGCUUUGGUCCAUGUACAAGCCGAAAACAUUUUCGACCAAAAUACUGUGGUGAAUGCACAACACCUGGCGUAUGCUGUCGUCCACAGUUGAGUACAACUGUACGUGUUGAUUUCAUAUGUGACACCAAGAAUGAUGAGGAAUCAAUUGAAAAGGAUCCGGAAUUUGAUGUGAUUCUAGAAAAUGUGCAAUUAGGUAUAAAUUUAUGGUCGAAAUCGAAUAUAACAUUCAAGAAUGAUGAUAUAGUUAAAACAACUAGAACGAUAACAGUGAAUAUUCAGUGGAUUUUGAAAUGUGUUUGUAAUAGUUAUUGUGGUGACAGUGAAACUGUAGUUGUUACAGAAGAGUCAACACAAAAGGAUACAAUUUUACAUCGUGUACACAGAACAGCGCCUCCAUGA
Messenger RNA from Chrysoperla carnea, 699 nucleotides. RefSeq names its product CCN family member 1-like. NCBI's taxonomy places the organism in Eukaryota, Metazoa, Arthropoda, Insecta, Neuroptera, Chrysopidae. Gene Ontology annotation, biological process: cell adhesion; signal transduction. The transcript has 3 exons. The coding region runs from base 1 to 699 and encodes 232 amino acids. Gene Ontology annotation, molecular function: heparin binding; integrin binding. The record is from RefSeq and is a predicted model, not a curated record. Gene Ontology annotation, cellular component: extracellular matrix.